UCGUCGUGUGUUGCCCUUUGUGGCCACCAUGCCGCCAGCAUACACACCAGCUCGAGGGAGCCAUGAGUUCAUCAGGUUGGUUGAACACACCACCAAUGCAUUGGUGACGAAAGACGAUGGGGCGCUGGAGGAGGUCAAAAAGGCUUUGAUCCAGGUGCACCAGCAGUUCGACCAAGUCCACGAGGAAUCAGAAGCCAAACAGGCUCGCCUGAAUCGCCUGCGAGAAGAGAUCCGUACUGCGGACCAGCAGCAUGUGAAUAAAGGGGAUUGGAGCAAGAAGAUGGACGAGACCUGGAAUGCCUUAUCAACGCAGUACCUGGAGGUCAAGAAGCGCAACCAGGACUCCUUGCUGAGCAAGAAAGUUUACCAACAUAUGCUGAAGCGAACGCAGAGGGAACAGGCCAUCUUAAAGCAGAAGCUGUUCCAAAUGGAGGAGCACUUGGAUCGGAAGAAGCGAGAACUCCAACAGAAACGUGCCGAGAGCGAGCAAGCGAGGUGUGCAAGAGUCCAGAUCCACCAGACGCUGGAGAACUAUAGUGAGGAGGCGACCCGAGAGCGCGACGUUUGCAAGUCAGCCUUGGAGGCUAUCAAUGGUGAGUUUGAGAAACGAAAGGAGGCAAAUGGAAGGCGAGCAGACUUCGAGAGCUGGAGACACGAGGUGGCUCUGGAUGCUGCCAACGAAGCCUUCAACACCUCUGCUGGCCGCCUCCGAAAGCUUUAUGCCAUCGAGAAACUCUCUGGGAAUUUUCUGCAGAAGACCACCUUCGAACAGGUGGAACGAUCACAGACCACCGAAGAUAACUUUCAAAAGAUCCGAGACGUCACGGGCCUUGCGGACGUAAUGGACAUUGUGCACAAGUUCCUGAACCGCGAUGUAGAACAGGAACAGCUGAAGAAAUCCGUGAAGGAAGCGGAACUAACCCUGGAGGCACUACUGCACAAGAAUGAGAAGCUGAAAAAGGAGAUGGAAGGUCUUCCAGUGAACAGCGCGGAUGACCCCAUGGCCUUGCACAAGGAGCUGGAACAGGCAGAACAGAAGCUCAAUGAAGCCAUCGAAGAGCAAGAGGCCUGCCGUGUCCGCCUGCAGAAGACGACCAUCCAAUCAGAGCACAUGAAACGCUGGGCUGCAAGAAUGGGACAAGUCUUGGCCAAGUUCGAAGAGCCUGCGAAGGUGGACAAGCCAGAAGACCUACCAGCCUUCUUCAAGAAAUUGGAAAGUGCAGUACGGAAGUUCAUUAAGAAAGUCUCUGAUCAGAUCAAGGCUGGAAAGAUCAAUAGGAAGACGUUCAGAGAUUUUGAGAAAGUUGAGAACGAGGAGCAAAAGAACCUGCUCAACAACCACAGCUUUUUGAAAGACAACUGCCGUGCACAAGCCAGUGAUGUUCAAGCCGCUGGCAUUGGUCGACCAACUUCGCGGCAGGGUGAUGGAAAUGAGGAUGAUCCAGCGACCAACUUCCAGGAAGACAGGGAGAAGUGUAAGAAUGAGGCGGAGGCGCGGGUGCGAGCACAGAAACGCCCUGGCAACUGAGCUUAGUGGCUUGAUGCGUGGCUGUGGCGAUUGCUUGACCUUUGGUUGUUUGGUUUUAGAGGUGACAUGGGUGACAUGGUGUUGUUUG
Messenger RNA from Cladocopium goreaui, 1616 nucleotides. Lineage: Eukaryota; Dinophyceae; Suessiales; Symbiodiniaceae. The record is from the annotation of a GenBank genome assembly.